AUGAGUGCAGCCGAUGACAAUUAUACAAUACACAAGGUAUCUUUGAAGCGCACUCGGCAAGCUUGUGGUCCUUGCCGGCGGAAAAAGGCACGAUGCCCAGGAGAAAAGCCAACGUGUUCGUUAUGCCAGAGACUAAGACAGUCUUGCUCAUACGGGCCUCAAACAUCUACCCGUGCAAAGGCCCAAAAGAUUGGUACAGCUCCGACUCGAGUCCAACCGGACGCGCAGGGAGGUGAUGCUUUUGAGGUAAUUCGAAUCAUGUUGACCACGUAUCAAACAUCUCAGACCGAAGGCGAUGUUUCAAGCUCCGGUAGACUCCAGCGCAUCGAAGAAAGGCUGGACUUGAUGACCCAAUUACUCCAACAAGGCUCAUCGGCAUCUCAGCUAUCCCGUGAAGUAUCAAGUGAUGCUCAGCCCACUGACCAUUACGAGGAGCAUGUGCCCUACAAUGGACUUGAAACCAUAACUUCCCCAGAGGACGAGCUAAUCGCCCCCCAGCAAGACCACCUGUCGUCUCCCUCUAUAGAGAAGGAGAUCGAAAAGGAGAUCGAAUUAUAUCUCACCUAUGUUCACGAUCAACCUUAUUGUGUAUUUUCGAAGGAGUGGCUUUUGAAAUCACAGGAUAACCUACCACCGGAGAUUGCGCUUCCACUGGUGGCUCUUACUUCUCGUCUCCCUCGAAGGUCUUGCGAGACCUUGUUUGGGGACCGACCCAGUGCAAAGUCUUUUGCAAAAAGGCCUGGGAAGUGUUGUCCAAUCAAUAUCGACGUGGGCACAUUUUUGAUGGCCCAGGUAGACUUUUCCGAUGGAAAAGCACAUCGGGGAUAUGCGUCUGUUGCGCUUGGACUAAGAGCCAUUCAAUCUGCGAGCUUGAAUAGACAGCAUGACGCUUACCGCUCGAGGAAGGAUCCUAUAAUUGAAGCCCGAAAGCGCAUCACUUGGGCAUUCUUCAUGCUCGAUCGUACUUAUUGUGCGUCUCGGAACUAUUCGCUUUCUCUUUCAGACAAGCAAUUUACCCUGCCGUUUCCUGCUCCGGAGCCAGAAACAUUGACCGCUCAUGAUUCAUCAUCAACUCAAGGGUCUUUGCAUGAUGGACCCGGGAAACAAGGACAAAAGGUCGAUCACGGCGUCCUGGCCUGCCUUCUGAGGCUUUAUUCUCUGUGGGGUAAAACCACGGAGUGGGUGUUCGAGCCAUUCGCGGAAAACAUACUGCCUCCUUGGCAAACUGGAUCCGCGCUUGCAAUUCUCGAGUCCGGGUGGUUGCAAUUUGAAACACACUUCGCAGACGCUCAUCGAUACAUCAACGUCGAUUUCAAAAGACGCGCUCGUGAAGAGCCCGAAUCACGCACAUACCUCUCGACUUGGGUAUGUGUGCAAUUCCUCUUCCACACAAUUCAGUGCUUGCUGCACCAUCCGUUUGUCAUCAUGACCAAGCUUCGCAACUUCAAUGGGAAUAUUUCUGCGACAUUCCUGCAAAAGUCCUUUGAAACAUCGCUACUACACUCCAGAUGGAUAGUGAGAUUCAUAAGAGAGAUGUCGGAGGUGGGUUUUGAGGUUUGUGAUCCAUUUCUUGGGUAUUUGGCCGCAAUUGCAGCCACAAUUCAACUGGAACACACUGGCAACAAGAACCCUCAGAUUGCUAUUCUGGUCAACAAAGAGUUUCGGACACUGGUCGACUUCAUCACAGAACUUUCUGUGCACUGGGAAAACAUGAGCAUACUGGUUUCUAAAGUGAAUGAACUUGCCGCUCGCCAUCAAAAUUAUGGUUCCCUUUAUUAUAAUCAGGAGGGGUUCUCAGGAGCGCUGUCAAAAAUGCCGACCCCUUCAAGUAUGCCUAGAAUGUCCACCGAGGAUGAAGCUCUCAUGUGGGAGAUCCUUGAUUUUGGCUGCUCAUCUGAGAAUAAUGCGCCGGGAAAGAUUGGGGAUCUUGCUGUUCCUCACCCAAAUGCGAUGGAGCCAGGCAACAACACGUCUACAAUGGUACAAGGUAUAACCGGGCUGUCAGACAGCGGCAAUAUAGGACGAUCGGAGUCCCAAAAUAUCCGUGAUCACGGUCCUCCAGCUUUCGACUCAAUUUCCGAUCCAACCGGCCAAAGUGCUUUCCCUGGGUGGCCAUUUAAUACAAGAAGUGGCGAUGUGAUCGGGCCAACAAUACCAGAUAUUCCCGAUUGGAUGAUCCUGGGAGACUAUAUGGCCGAGCAUUUAUAA
This is a messenger RNA of Penicillium brevicompactum, 2208 nucleotides long. RefSeq lists its product as uncharacterized. Gene Ontology annotation, molecular function: DNA binding; DNA-binding transcription factor activity, RNA polymerase II-specific; zinc ion binding. Bases 1 to 2208 code for a protein of 735 amino acids. The record is from RefSeq and is a predicted model, not a curated record. The transcript has 7 exons. NCBI's taxonomy places the organism in Eukaryota, Fungi, Ascomycota, Eurotiomycetes, Eurotiales, Aspergillaceae. Gene Ontology annotation, cellular component: nucleus. Gene Ontology annotation, biological process: DNA-templated transcription; regulation of DNA-templated transcription.